ACCGAGUAGUGGGGCUGACGAUAUUGCAGAAAUGAUUCAUGUUUCCGCAGCCCUUCCGGAAGACUUAUAUAUAAGGAGAAGCCUAUUCCUCUUAUUCGCAGUGCAACCUCAAGGUACAGAAUCAAAUCCACAACUCAACAAUCAAUCACAAUGUCUGCUGCUGUCGCUGCUGUCUCAAACACCCUCGGUGCUGCCACCGGUGGUGCUAUCGGUAACAAGCUUCCUACUCGCAAGCUUGGCCGCAAUGGUCCACAUGUCACUGCCCUUGGAUGGGGUCUCAUGGGACUGAGCGCCUUCUACGGCCAGCCAAAGCCUGAUGCGGAACGAUUUGCAAUCCUCGAUGCGGCAUAUGCUAGAGGCGAAUUGUUCUGGGACUCUGCGGAUAUGUACGGCGACAAUGAGGACUUGCUUGGCAAGUGGUUCGAGUCAAACCCGGAGAAGCGCGAGAAAAUCUUCCUCGCGACCAAGUUCGCCAACAGGGUCGAUGACCAGGGCAACCGUAGCGUCGACAGCACUCCCGAAUAUGCGCGCGCUGCUUGUGAAAAGUCCCUUGCUCGGCUGAAGGUCAAGCAAAUUGAUCUCUACUACGCUCACCGUCUCGAUGGUGUGACUCCUGUAGAGAAGACCGUCACUGAGCUCAAGAAGCUGCAAGAUGAGGGCAAGAUCCGCUACAUCGGUCUAUCCGAGUGCAGCAGCGAAUCUCUGCGCCGUGCAAGCAAAGUUGUUCACAUCGAUGCUGUGCAAAUCGAAUACUCACCGUUCUCUUUGGACAUUGAGAACCCUCAAAUCGACCUGCUCAAGACUGCACGUGAGCUCGGCACCGCCAUUGUGGCUUACUCGCCCAUCGGUCGAGGUAUUCUCGGAGGCAAGCUUCGCAGCCGUGCCGACUUCGGAGAGGGUGACUUUCGUGCCUACGCUCCGCGAUUCUCUGAGGAGAACUUCCCAAAGAACUUGAAGCUCGUCGAUCAGAUUACCGAGCUUGCUGCCAAGAAGAAUGCCACUCCCUCUCAAUUGACAUUGGCAUGGCUGCUCGCUCAGGGUGAUGACAUCUUCCCGAUCCCGGGCACCACCAACAUUCAGCGUCUCGAGGAGAACCUUGCGGCGUUGAAGAUCAAGUUGUCGGCGGAAGAGGAUGCGGAGAUUCGCAAGGCGAGUGAGGCAGCUGAGCCAGCUGGUGCGCGAUACCCCGAGGCCUUUGCAAAGCACUGCUUUGUGGACACUCCUCCGUUGUAGUGAGCGAUCGGCAGAAUGAGAAGUCGGAAUAGCCAUACAUAAUGAAAUGUGUAACGAUCAAGUUGUGUAAUGCUUUCAGCCCCCAACACGAUAUAGGAGCCAUACACGGAGCAGCUUCAGACUGUACAUGACGAUGGAAACCGAGGUCCUCUUGUUAAGCAAAGACAACUCGACUGAUGGACUUGCUUGAGGAUCAUGAAGAAAAUGUGUGAGGAUAAUCUGAAGAUGUACAGUAGUGAAG
Dissoconium aciculare CBS 342.82 is the source of this 1474-nucleotide messenger RNA. RefSeq names its product Aldo/keto reductase. Bases 151 to 1233 code for a protein of 360 amino acids. Lineage: Eukaryota; Fungi; Ascomycota; Dothideomycetes; Mycosphaerellales; Dissoconiaceae. The record is from RefSeq and is a predicted model, not a curated record. Gene Ontology annotation, cellular component: cytoplasm. The transcript is spliced from 6 exons.